Molecule: messenger RNA, 1874 nt
Organism: Cannabis sativa
Lineage: Eukaryota; Viridiplantae; Streptophyta; Magnoliopsida; Rosales; Cannabaceae
Product: lysine-rich arabinogalactan protein 19
Exons: 2
Coding region: 835-1680 (281 amino acids)
Cellular component (GO): plasma membrane
Source: RefSeq, a predicted model, not a curated record
UAAUUUUGCUGCUUUAGAUGUAAACAUAAUUUUAUUGUAGUACUUUUUUACUUAGGUAGUUUAAAGUGUUUUAUUACAAGAACCACAAUCAAGAGAGAAUAGAUUAAAAGAAACAUUAAUACAAGUAUUCAUAAUUCAUUGUAUUUACUAAUAAAACAUAGCUGUUUAAUCAUAAUUAAUAAUGUGUUAAUAAUGCAUUCACAUGGAACUCAAAACUAGUAAAAAAUAGUAAGAAGAAAGAGGUUGAGUUGCAUUAAAAAAAGCACAGAUUGAGAUGAACAAACCACGCAAUCGGUGCCGUUCCCCAUUCCCGUUUCGCCUUCUUCCGGUGGUGGUGGUCGUCGUGGUCGUUUCGGCAGGUAGAAAGGUUGGGGAUGAUGGGUGUUUUUGGAAAGAAAAUGGCUUGUUUUACUUAAAAUGGAAAAGAAAGUUCCAACAAGAAAAAAGGAAAAUGAAAGGCUUUUUUUCGUGUUGCACAAUCGAAGCAGAUGAACAGAAGCUCUCAUGGGAUUUUCUCUAUUUUUUUCAUGGUUUCUAUUAAUGACAGUAAUUGUUAUAUUAAAUAAGGUUGGUGUAUUGGCCUAAAAUCACACCAAGCUCCAAACAACCUUAUUGAAAAUAACAGUCCAUCAAACACUACUAAGUCUAUCAAAUCAAGCCUAGUCGGUGGUAAUAACAUUCAACCUUGUUUUGCCCAAAUCAUUAGAAGAAAUGUAACAAUCUCAUGAAUAUUACAUUUCCUCCUCUUUCACCAAACAAUUAUGUUCAAGUUUUCUCAAUUCCCAUGUCUAUAUUUAACCAUAGAAUCCACCUACUAGUUCUCACAUCCAAAAAAUGGCUGCUGCAAUGUUUUGGCCAUUGUUCUUAGCUUGUCUCGCCAUUCCCGUUGCACUAAACAAUGCACAAUCCCCAGCAGCUGCACCCGUCGCUUUGCCAACCACAACCCCAUCAACGCCUAGUGUAUCGCCAGCUGCAACAACAAAACCACCUGUUGUAGCAACACAACCGCCUGUUGCAGCGACGCCAAAAGCCUCACCAUCCCCUAAAGUAGCACCCACCGUGAGCCCAACAGUUCCCCCACCACAACCCCCGAAAGUCUCACCAGUUUCUACUCCUUCACAACCACCUUCGGUACCACUACAACCAGUUGUGUCACCAGUUACACCACCUCCAGCGGCUUCACCACCACCCUUGCCACCUCCUUUGCCAGCACCAAAGAUAUCACCGGCCCCAGCUAAAGCACCACAGGCACCAGCUCCUGCUAAAAAAGCACCAGCUCCAGCACCUGCUAAGGAAGUUCCAGCUCCUGCCCCUGCACUCUUAGCACCAAAGGCACCACCAACUGUAGCCCCAACGCCAGAGAUCAAACCGCCAGCUUCACCUCCAGUUGAAGGGCCAUCACCUACCCCAGUUCCCCACAAACAUAAAAGUAGGCACAGGCACAAACAUAAGAGACAUCAUCAUUAUGCACCUGAACCCGCACCAGCACCUGUUGUUCAUCACCACAGUCCUCCAGCACCACCUACAGCGGAAGAGUCUAACGAAGAAACAGCACCAGCACCCUCACCAACUCUGAAUGGAGGAAAUAUGCUGCGUCUUCAAGGAGAAAGAUCAGACAUGUUGAUAAGAACUGGAUUAGCUAUUCUAGUUCUGGUGGCUUCAAUAGGCUACAAUGCCUAGAAAUCUUAUAAUGGUUUACAAAGAAUUGAUUGUUUGAUAUAUAUACAUUACAUAUAAAAAGAAAAAUUCAUAGAAGUAGACAUCAAUAAUGAUUCAACAGUGAUGUUAUUUUUUUUUUUUCGAUUUUGUUUAUUUUUGUAUUUCUUCAAUUCUUUCAUGGUUAAUAUAUUUAUGAAGAUGAGUUUGAAUUACAA